Messenger RNA from Drosophila kikkawai, 2272 nucleotides. Its product is annotated as lethal (2) k05911. Gene Ontology annotation, molecular function: serine-type endopeptidase activity. The record is from RefSeq and is a predicted model, not a curated record. NCBI's taxonomy places the organism in Eukaryota, Metazoa, Arthropoda, Insecta, Diptera, Drosophilidae. Gene Ontology annotation, biological process: proteolysis.
CGGACCUCACAGCCCAACGGACGGUCCUGUCCGUCUAACGCACGAGUAUCGAGUAUCGAGAACCGAGAACCGAGAACCUAGAGGCGGGCUUAGGAGCAAGUCCCAGUCCGAGAACUCCGUCGUGGUCAGGUGAAUGCCAUCGGGCAACGUGCCUGGCAUUCGAAGAGCUAUAUCGACAAGGCGUGUUUCGCGGUGGCGGUGCUUUAUACUGUAUAUCAGCCAAUUUAUAUAUGGUUUGCCCAGUUCAAAACGAAAACAAAUUGGGAAGAUAACAACAACCGCAGCAAGAAUGUUUGCAUUUUUGCGAGUUUUAUUACUUUGUGUGCAUUUGCUGCAUUUUAAAACAAUCUCUGGAGCAGAUAUCCCAUCCCCAUCGGACGGUGUGGCAGGAGCUCCUGUGCUGCACCAGGGUGAUAUAAAUUCGACGCCUGAAGCAGGAUUAGGCGGAGCAGCCAAUGUCACUGCGGAGGAAAUCAGCGAUGAAGCGGCAAAGGACUCCUCUUCGCUUAACCUUAGUCGGCAGCGUCGUCAGUUCUUUUUCGAUCCUAAUCUGCUGCUAUGGCAGGCGGGUCUAGGUGGCUCUGGUUUACCUGGUGGCCCCGGAGGUUGGGCUCCCCUAGAGGGCUCCAAGUGCCUCACGGUCCGGGGCCAGGCAGGUGUCUGUGUUCGGAUUGACGGAUGCCGACAGUACUACCGAGUAGCCCGCCAGCUGACCUUUGUUACCUUGCGCCAGUGGCCGUCGAACGGUGGCAUCGGUCUCAAUGGAAAUCUUUGCAAUUUCUUUGAUCAAUUGGGUAGAGUCAAUAAUGGAAUUUGCUGCACGGACAUCGACGCCAAUUCCUUUGGAGUGUUUCCACUGCCAAGCACAACGACCACGACAACCACCGAGAAGCCUCUGGUUUCGGCUGAUGAGGCAGAUAAAGUAGAUGGAAAUGCAGAGGAAGAAGAGAACAAUGAGCCACCUGCGGAAGCUUCGCAACCUGAGGAUCCCAUUGAUAAUGCGAAUAGCGUAGAGGAUAUGCCGGAUUUCCAGGAUGUUAACACCAUCGAAGGUAAUGCCCCAGAGCCGAGUCCCGAUUCCGAAGUCCAGCCGGAGGAAGUGGAAGUGGAGCAACCGGUACCUGUACAGCCAGCCACUCCGAUCAAUCCUUACCAAUGGCCCUUUGGUACCUUUGCGGGAGGAGUGGCCCAGUGGCCGCCACCGUUGCCCACGCAUCCGCCCACCACAGGUGGCUGGCCUCCGCCGUUGCCCACGCAUCCGCCAAACCAUCAUUAUCCCACGCACCCGACCACCGCUGGAGUUCCGAGCACGAAGCGCACCACACCGCGUCCUAGUCCCAUUACCACCAAGAGACCCAGCUACCCGAGCUAUCCAACAGCGGCGUCAACAACCACGACAACCACACGCCGCCCGACGAGUGGCAACAGUCCGGAGGGCCUGCCGCUGCAGUGUGGCAAUAAGAACCCGGUGUCGCCCGACCAGGAGCGGAUUGUGGGUGGCAUUAAUGCCAGUCCUCACGAGUUUCCCUGGAUAGCAGUGCUCUUCAAGUCCGGCAAGCAGUUCUGCGGCGGCAGUCUCAUCACCAACAGUCACAUCCUCACCGCCGCUCACUGUGUGGCACGCAUGACCUCGUGGGAUGUUGCGGCUCUGACUGCUCAUUUGGGCGACUACAAUAUUCGGACAGAUUUUGAGGUGCAGCACGUUUCUCGAAGGAUUAAGCGCUUGGUGCGCCACAAGGGAUUCGAGUUUAGCACGUUGCACAAUGACAUUGCCAUACUUACGUUGAGCGAGCCCGUACCCUUCACCCGUGAGAUCCAGCCCAUCUGCCUUCCUACCUCGCCCUCGCAGCAGUCGCGUUCGUACAGCGGCCAGGUGGCCACGGUGGCGGGUUGGGGCAGCCUCCGGGAGAACGGACCUCAACCAUCGAUUCUUCAAAAGGUCGAUAUACCCAUCUGGGCGAAUGCAGAGUGCGCCAGGAAAUACGGAAGAGCAGCGCCUGGCGGCAUCAUAGAGUCCAUGAUUUGUGCUGGCCAAGCGGCCAAGGAUUCCUGCAGUGGUGACUCCGGUGGUCCAAUGAUCAUCAAUGACGGCGGACGUUAUACCCAAGUGGGGAUUGUUUCCUGGGGCAUUGGCUGUGGCAAAGGACAAUAUCCUGGCGUAUAUACUCGUGUCACGUCCCUGCUGCCUUGGGUUUACAAGAAUAUUAAGUAAAUAUGGGAUUGCGGUUAGUCUAAGACGUGAUAUGCAAUGAGUUAAGAGCGAACAAUGUAA